UUAAAGAAUUCAAAGGAAUUUGUGAUUGUCUCGCUGCUAUACACAAACCUUUAGAUGAAGAUAGCAAAGUUAUAAAUUUUGCUAAGGGUCUGGGAAACAAAUACAAAACAUUGAGGACUGUUAUGUUGGCAAAAGCUCCAUAUCCAACAUUUACUCAGUUUGUUAAUGCACUGAGAGGGUAUGAUAUGAAAGAACAUGAUAAUGAGAAAGAUCACGUUGAUCAAGCCAUGGCCUUUCAUAUCCAGAGAACACAAAAUUCGUUUGGUAGAGGAAGAGGAAACUCCCUUAGAGGAAGAGGACAGACACGAGGAAGAGGCCAGGCUGGAAACAAAUUCAACAACUUUACGGCUGGAGGACAACCUAGUAGACAAUUGAAUUUUUCAAAUAAUCAGAAAAGUUCUCCGUCACAAUCAAAUCCAUGCCAAAUUUGUGGAAGAAACAACCACACAGUUAUCUCUUGUUUUUAUAGGUGGGAUUAUUCUUACCAAUCUCAACAAGAAACGCCACAAGAAUUCUCGGCCCUAACAAUCAACGAACCAUCAGACAACAACCUCUAUAUGGACUUAGGAGCAAGUCACCAUAUGGUUCAAACAACAGGAAACGAAAGAUAGAGUUUAUUCAAUAUCUACGUACAAAGAGUUCUUUGAGCCUCUUGAUGUCCCAAAAGAUGAAGCAGCCCGUGAGACACCAGUACUUGCUACUCAAGACACUAAUGAAGUUGAAAAUAUUGAGCUAUUUCCAUUAGUGGUCCAAGAUGCAUUCACUGCCACACCAACAAACACACAUGACCAUAUGCAACAACAUUUAUCUCCAAGUUUAGAAAAUAGACCUUUACAUGCUAGCAGCACAUCCAGGUCAUUAGAAGCUGCAAACUCUUAUCUUGAUGCUCAGAACGCCUCAAGUUCCUCAACAGUUGCUCGUUCUAGUCGUGGUGACCCUGCAGGUAUUGACUUAUACGUUGACUUUAGCGAUUAUCAGUGUAUUCCAACUUCGUCUUCACCCUCUCUUGAUAACACCCAUCACAUGAUCACAAGAACCAAAUCGAAAAGCAUGGAGCAGCCUCUAAAAUUCCUAAACUUUUUAGCUACUGCAUCGUCUAACACCAGUGAACCCAAGAACAUUAAAGAAGCCCUAUCACAACCCUACUGGUUACAAGCUAUGAGAGAAGAAAUGCAAGCUCUAUAUCAAAACAAUACCUGGAGACUUGUACUAUACAAGCCUCAUAUGAAUGUAAUCGGAUCAAAGUAGGUGUUCAAGACGAAGAUGAAGGUCGAUGGCACGAUUGAUAGAUACAAAGCUCGUCUAGUCACAAAAGGGUAUAACUAAAUUGAGGGUCUAGAUUUUGAAGACACAUUCAGCCCGGUGGUUAAAGCUACUACAAUUCGUAUAGUUUUGACUAUCGCCACGGUACGACAAUGGCCUCUUCAUCAACUCGACAUCAAAAAUGCC
Lycium ferocissimum is the source of this 1449-nucleotide messenger RNA. RefSeq lists its product as uncharacterized. The coding region runs from base 123 to 611 and encodes 162 amino acids. The record is from RefSeq and is a predicted model, not a curated record. Lineage: Eukaryota; Viridiplantae; Streptophyta; Magnoliopsida; Solanales; Solanaceae. The transcript is spliced from 2 exons.